CCCAAAUGUUGAAAGCCGUGCAUUGUUAAUUACUUCAGUGACCACACGCAAAUAUCUACAAACAAUUGGCUUCCUAGUAACCUUCUGCAAAAUGUGAUGCAAUCCUUUGUCGAUCCUCUUGGCAGGGUAGGGGCACAUACCAAGUAUAAAUAACUAAUGCUUCGUACCCCAAACCAACAGAAACAUCCCAAACAUCACUCACUAAACAAUAUGAAAUUCCCGAUAUUUUUCGUUUUCACUUUCGUGAUCCUGGCUUCGGUCUUUGCCGAAGAAGCUGAAGAGGUUGAUCCUAAAAAGACUGUAAAGCGAGGUGUGCUGGGUGGUUAUAGCGGCUACGGAGGAUACGGUGGUUUGGGUUACGGCGGAGGUCUAGGACACGGUGUUGGAUAUUAUAGUAGUCCUGUGAUCAGUAAGACCAUCUACACUGGACACGGAGGUUACGGUCAUGGAGGAUAUGGACAUGGAGGUUAUGGACAUGGAGGUUUAGGUAUAGGACACGGUGGUUUUGGAUAUGGAAUCGGAGGAAUCGGUGGACAUUACGGAGGUUACGGCGGUCUCGGUGGAAUCCACGAUGGAGGAUAUUACGGAGGACUUGGCGGAGGAUAUGGAGGAUACUAUCCAGCUUACAGCUAUUCCAACAGCUACUUGGGUCAUGGAGGAGGAUAUGGUGGAUUCAAACAUGGAUACUACUAA
Nicrophorus vespilloides is the source of this 693-nucleotide messenger RNA. Its product is annotated as acanthoscurrin-2-like. Lineage: Eukaryota; Metazoa; Arthropoda; Insecta; Coleoptera; Silphidae. Bases 157 to 693 code for a protein of 178 amino acids. The transcript is spliced from 2 exons. The record is from RefSeq and is a predicted model, not a curated record.